CAGCUGCUGCCAACAAUUCACAGCCACACUUUUUCCAUUCAUUUAACUCUCCUUUUUACUAAAUGAGCGAAUUUGAGGACGCGAGGUAGUUUUUUUUAAAGGCUGUCAAUCGGGCGUCGGCUUUUUACAGCAGCGACCUCUGUUUGUGUCACUCAACCGCUUGCGUAACUCGGGCACAGUUGCGCUACCUGGCGCACCCUCACGAUCACGAAGUCACUGAAGUGAGCGGCCGUGCACGCGAGUUUGGUCGCCCGCUUGAUCGGCGACUCCGCGUAGAUGUUGUCCCGAAUGAGAGUGGGCUCGGUCGCUUGCGUAAGGUACGCGUUGAACUCAAGGGCGGCCGGAGAGGAGACACAUCUCCUGCGCACGCAUCAGCGGCACCGGACCUGCGGCCCGAAGCACGCGGGCGUGAAGGUGCUCUAUGAUGGGCUCUGUCCCAUAUGUGUGACAGAAAUCCGAUUCCUCCAGUUUCUGCAGAGGAACCGCCCCGGUAAAGUGGACUUUGUUGACAUUUCUCUGUCGGGCUAUGACUUGGAGAAAAACAAGGAUGUCAGCUAUGAGAUGGCCAUGGAGGAAAUGCACGUGAUUGAUGAGAAAGACGAGGUUCAUCGUGGGAUUCCUGCCUUUGCAGUCAUGUACAGUGCAGUUGGCCUCGGCUGGCUGGGUCGACUCAUGAUGUGGUCACCUGUGAGACCACUGAUGGACAAGUCGUACGCUGUCUUUGCCAGGAAUCGCUUAAAGUGGACCGGGCGCGGUGAAGAGUGUGCCAAAGGACGCUGCCAAAAGAAAACGCACUGAGGAAAACCGAAAAAAAUGUAUAAUAUCCUUCCAUCCAUGUUUUGAAACACUUAUUCUGUUCAGUGUUGCGUGGGCCCUUCGAACCAAGUUGACCUUAAACCAUUGUGUAAUGUGUUUUAAGUGAAUUGAUUGUCAACAAGAACUUGAUAAAUCCACAUUGUUCAUUUAACUCUCAGUUUACUGUGAACCUCUUAAUAAAGGUUUAAAAGGUUAUUCUAACCUGAGGGGAAAUAUCGUCAGCCUUAAUCAAUGUGUACGAACACAUUUCUUUCCAAAAAUGUAAAGUGAUGUCAAUGGCGAGUAUGUGUUCUUUUAAUAGUAAGUUUAUGCAAAAAAACAAACCAAACAUGUUUGGGCUUGUAUCCUGUUGCACAGCAUUGAGGUUCAUUGAAAAGCAGAUGGAAAAGCAAACUUAGUAAACUGCCACUAGAUGUCAUAAGCCUAAAAUAAAUCAGCCUUGAGUGAGAUCGUCCCACUUGUGCCGUGCUGUGUGUCCUUGUAAUCUACCAGACCUGUUCAUUUAAUAAAGCUUCCUUUGAACAAAUAGAAGUAGGGUAACAUUCAUGAGACAGAAACUUGACAUAAAAUGAUUUUAAUUUGAAAGUUUUGUAAAAUUCCUUUCCACCCUUCUUAUCUUGACAGCGUUACAUUCUUGUUUUGUAUCACAUGUUGUGACGCCUGCACGGUUUCUAGGAAAGGCGGUUUGUUUUAGCCUACGGCGUGUUUGUGUGGAUCUAUGAUGAAAUCAGCAGCUAACUUCAGCUUACAGAGACCCUUGAAAAGCCCCCCACCACCCCCACCCCCUCUAAUUUUAGCUUCCAGUCAGGCAGUAACCACACAUGACUUAAAGCCCAACUGGUCAACAUUGGCUUAUGCCUGUUCGCCCCUGUACCAGCUCAACCAAUAGCUAUUAAGUACUUCAUCAGAGAAAGGUUGAAUUAGGAAUCAAAACGCUGAAGAAACAGUGGUCCUAUCCAAGUGCUGUACUGGAUUUUGAAAUAAAGAAACUUUGAAGAGGAAUUGUAAAGACAGAGUAGUAGGUAUGUGAUCGAGGUAAAUCCUUAGUGAAUGUUUUUAUCUCACAUUUUCUGUCAAGGUUAAAGUAGCUGUUAUUAAUGUUGGUUCAUGACCUUCCCCCACACAAGUGGGAAACAACUCUUGUAGAUCUUUAUAACAAAGUCACUACAAAGUUUUCAUGAAUGCAUUUUACUUUACAUGGAACAAUUGUUGAAGAACACAUUGUCCCUACAGCUCUCUGGGGUCUCAAAUUCCCAUCUAACAUUGCGAUUAGGAGUUAUUAACAAGUUAUGCACAACAAAAUAUUUGGUCUAAAAUUCUGGAAAGGUUGAACGUGCAAUGUUAUGGUGAAGUAUAAUGUUUGUACACACUCUGCUAACAAUUGCAAUGUGCUUUUUCCUCUUCAAAUUGUAUCUAUUGUAUGUUCCGGAUGAAUGAUUGGAUGGAGGUUUUUAUACAUACAGUAUACAGUUUGAUAUCAACACGACUAAAGUGAUCCCUUGACUUUCCCCUAAAGCCACCAGUCCGAUGUCAUUCUUUAUUGUUAUUAAAUCUCUCUACAACUA
Messenger RNA from Pungitius pungitius (ninespine stickleback), 2381 nucleotides. RefSeq lists its product as uncharacterized. The record is from RefSeq and is a predicted model, not a curated record. The coding region runs from base 277 to 798 and encodes 173 amino acids. Gene Ontology annotation, molecular function: protein-disulfide reductase activity. The transcript has 3 exons. Lineage: Eukaryota; Metazoa; Chordata; Actinopteri; Perciformes; Gasterosteidae.